Lycium ferocissimum is the source of this 655-nucleotide messenger RNA. RefSeq names its product cold and drought-regulated protein CORA-like. NCBI's taxonomy places the organism in Eukaryota, Viridiplantae, Streptophyta, Magnoliopsida, Solanales, Solanaceae. The coding region runs from base 38 to 394 and encodes 118 amino acids. The transcript is spliced from 2 exons. The record is from RefSeq and is a predicted model, not a curated record.
UUAAUAGAUAGUAAGCUAAUUAUCAAGUAAGAAAAAUAUGGGACUAAAGGCUUUUAUACUUCUAAGCCUUGCUUUGGCUAUUUUUGCAAUUGUGACCUCAGAGGUUGCUGCUAGGGAGUUGGCUGAGAGCUCCACCAAUACUGUGGAAAACACAAAGAAAUCCGAAAAGAAAAAUGAGGUAACUGAUGCUAAAUAUCCUGGAGGAGGAUAUGAAGGAUAUCCCGGAGGAGGGUACCCGGGGGGUGGAUAUGGAGGAUACCCUGGCGGUGGUCGCGGUCGUGGAGGUUAUGGAGGAUAUCCUGGUGGUGGUCGCGGACGUGGAGGUGGAUACUGCCCCUAUGGUUGUUGUCAAAGGAAUUACUAUGGUAAUGGUUGCUAUAGGUGUUGUUACUAAAAAGGUGAAGCCAUGGAUAAAGUCACUCAAGCUAAGCCUCACAACUAAUUCCUAAGUAAUAAGUAUAUAUGUAUUGUGUGUUUUAGUAGUAAGUACUAAUAGUUUUGUUGUUGGGAAUUUGAAUAAAUGUAUCCUCCAUUCACUUAGCUUCAUUGUGGAUGGAUGGUCAAAUGUUAUCUUUUCAUUUGUUUGUUCCGUUCUUAAAUAUAUUUGAAUGUAAUUAUUGUUGAAAUAUUAUAUAAUUAAGUAAUUAAAAGUUUA